Messenger RNA from Asparagus officinalis (garden asparagus), 4236 nucleotides. Its product is annotated as leucine-rich repeat receptor-like serine/threonine-protein kinase At1g17230. Lineage: Eukaryota; Viridiplantae; Streptophyta; Magnoliopsida; Asparagales; Asparagaceae. The record is from RefSeq and is a predicted model, not a curated record. Bases 489 to 3803 code for a protein of 1104 amino acids. The transcript has 3 exons. Gene Ontology annotation, molecular function: ATP binding; protein binding; protein kinase activity. Gene Ontology annotation, cellular component: plasma membrane. Gene Ontology annotation, biological process: hormone-mediated signaling pathway; protein phosphorylation.
CACAGUAACGCGCACUCUCUACAGAGCGAAGAGAGAGUUGCCGUUUGUUCACGAGGAGCAUAAUGAGAUUCGAGAAACGGAAGCACAAUCACAAGAGGAGGAGGAGGAGGAGGAAUCUAGGGUUAGGGUUUCUUCAACAAUUGGGGCUCGAUCACUGUAAAGCUACAGUCUUUGAAUGAUGGCCGAGCUGGAAAGCCCAUCGUUGACUCUGUCUCUCUCUCUCUCUCUCUCUCUCUCUCUCUCUGUCUCCCUCUCCCUCUCAAGGGUGAGUGAUUUCUGACAACCCACCAUCCAAUUCCAAUACCCCUCGUGAUAUCUUUUAAACCCAUUAACCCUAAUCAGCGACUCACCAUUUCUAGGGUUUCUUCUGAGGAUCUUACAGCAAAAUUUCAUAGAGUUGGGUAUACAUUCUCAAUUUCAGCGUAAUUUAUGUGUAUGGUUUUGCUCUGAGCCCUCCCAUACCAAUACCUAAAAAAAAAGGAAAAAAAAUGAUGCCCAGAUUGUUAUUUUUGGGUAUUGUGUCCUGCUUUGUUCUUGUUAUUCGUUUGGACGCGCAAGAGAGCCAAAUUCUCUUGAAUUUCAAGAAAGGGCUUGUUGAUAUCGAUGGAAAUCUCGACAGUUGGAGCUCUUUGGACUCUAACCCUUGCCAUUGGAGUGGUAUCGGCUGUGUCAAUGCGUCGGAGGUAACUUCGAUAAAUCUCCAUGCCUUUAAUCUCUCCGGUAGGUUGCCUACAGGAAUAUGCCAACUCCGGUACUUAACCGCCUUCAAUGUUUCGACAAAUACGUUCUCGGGUCCUAUUCCUGUGGAUUUCGCUUCUUGUAGGAAUCUAGAAGUCUUAGACCUUAGCACUAAUGAUCUCCAUGGUGAAAUCCCCGGAGAACUCUGCGGUUUGUCUUCGUUGAGAAUGCUCUUCUUGAGUGAAAACUUUCUCUAUGGUGAGAUACCAUCCCAAAUUGGUAAUCUCACGUCACUGAGAGAGCUUGUCAUUUAUAGUAAUAAUCUCACCGGGCCAAUUCCUUCUUCGAUCCGAAUGCUGAAAAACCUUAGCAUCAUUCGCGCAGGUCUAAAUGAAUUUUCGGGUAUUAUACCUGCUGAAAUUUGCGAGUGUUAUAGCCUAGAGGUUCUUGGGCUUGCCCAGAAUAGGUUUGUAGGGUCUCUUCCUAGAGGGCUCCAGAGGUUGAAGAAUUUGACCACUUUGAUUCUGUGGCAAAAUCUGUUAUCUGGGGAAAUCCCUCCAGAGCUUGGUAAUUGCAGUAGGUUAGAGAUGAUUGCUUUGAAUGACAAUAGUUUCACUGGAAGCAUACCAAAGGAGCUUGGGAUGUUGUCAAUGUUGAAAAGAUUGUAUGUCUAUAGAAACAAAUUGAAUGGACCGAUCCCUAGAGAGUUAGGGAAUUGUGUGAGUGCAGUGGAGAUUGAUUUAUCCGAGAAUUCGUUGUCGGGAACCAUUCCCGUAGAGCUUGGUAGGAUCCAAACUCUUCGACUUCUUCAUCUUUUUGAGAAUCUAUUGCAAGGGAACAUCCCUUGGGAGCUCGGGCAGCUGAGUCAGUUGAGAAGGAUAGAUUUGUCUAUAAAUAACUUGACGGGUACCAUUCCUUUGGGGUUUCAAAACAUCACCUCUCUUGAAUACUUCCAACUUUUCAACAAUUCUCUCGAAGGCAUCAUUCCUCCUCUAUUAGGGACCAACAGCAACCUCUCUGUGCUCGACUUGUCUGACAACAAGCUAAACAGUACUAUACCUCCUUACCUUUGCAAAUAUGGUAAGUUGAUUUUCUUGAGCCUUGGUUCAAAUAGCUUGGUAGGGAAUAUCCCUCAUGGGGUAAAGACUUGCAAGAGUCUUGUGCAACUGAUGUUGGGGACUAAUAAGCUUACAGGGAGCCUGCCCGUGGAAUUAUCUGAACUCGUAAAUCUCACUGCUGUAGAAAUGAAUAAGAAUCGAUUCUCCGGACCAAUAAUUCCUGAAAUUGGCAGGCUCAAGAAACUUGAAAGACUCUUUCUUUCCGAUAAUUAUUUUAUAGGUCAAAUCCCUCCUGAAAUUGGAGAAUUAUCAGAGCUUGUGUUCUUCAAUAUCUCCUCAAACCAGCUCUCUGGAGGUAUUCCUCAUGAAUUAGCAAACUGUACAAAGCUCCAGAGGCUUGAUCUUAGCAGGAAUCAGUUCACUGGUUAUGUUCCAGAAGAUCUCGGCAAUCUAGUGAAUAUGGAAUUACUCAAGCUAUCUGACAACAUUCUGAAUGGUACAAUUCCUAGUAGUCUAGGAAACCUCUCUCGUCUUACUGAGCUGCAAAUGGGAGGGAAUCAUUUCUCUGGAACUAUACCCUUCGAGCUUGGCAGACUUGGAGCUCUACAAAUUUCACUCAAUGUUAGCUACAAUAACCUCUCUGGAGAGAUACCGGCCGAGCUCGGAAGCUUGCAAAUGUUGAUAUCGCUUUACCUGAACAACAAUCAACUGGAUGGUGAAGUGCCCUCUUCAUUCAGUGGCCUGUCAGGCCUUUUAGAAUGCAAUCUCUCUUACAAUAACCUUGUGGGAUUUUUACCUAGUGCUCCUGUGUUCCAAAGGAUGGAUGUUAGCAAUUUUCUUGGAAAUGAUGGCCUAUGUGGGAUGCAUCUUAGAGCAUGCCAACAAAAUCCCAUGCCAUCAAAUGCUGAAGAAUCAAGCUGGAUCUCAAGGGAUACUGCAAGUGAGAAAAUCAUUAGCCUUGUUGCGAUGGUCAUAGGAUUUGUUUCCUUAAUUCUCACAGUGGGAGUCUGCUGGGCCCUAAAGCAACAUGUACCUAUUCUCGUCUCGUGUGAUGAUCACAAAGAUGAUAUAUCAGGCAAUUAUUAUUUCCCGAAGGAUGGUAUCACAUAUCAAGAGCUUCUUAACGCGACUAACAAUUUCUCGGAGAGUACCAUAAUAGGAAGGGGUGCCUGUGGUACAGUAUACAAAGCAGUCAUGGGUGAUGGGGUUAUACUUGCAGUCAAGAAGUUAAAGCCCCAUGGAGAAGGGUCUACUGAUGACCGCAGUUUCCAUGCUGAGAUAUCUACACUUGGGAAUAUUAGACACUGUAACAUCGUGAAGCUUUUUGGUUUCUGCUACCAUCAAGACUCUAACCUUAUAUUAUAUGAAUUCAUGGCUAAUGGUAGUUUGGGGGAGCUGCUUCAUGGGACUAAGGAAACAUGUUUGCUUGAUUGGGACGCCCGCUAUAAGAUUGCUCUUGGAGCUGCCGAGGGUUUGCGAUAUCUUCACUGUGAUUGCAAGCCUCAGAUAAUACACCGUGAUAUAAAGUCAAAUAACAUUUUGCUAGAUGAAGCAUUUGAAGCUCAUGUAGGAGACUUUGGAUUGGCAAAGUUAAUUGACAUUUCCCACUCCAAGACCAUGUCUGCAGUUGCUGGCUCAUAUGGCUAUAUUGCACCAGAAUAUGCUUUCACAAUGAAGAUCACUGAAAAAUGUGACAUCUACAGUUUUGGAGUUGUUCUAUUGGAACUCGUCACUGGGCAAUCUCCAAUUCAGCCUUUGGAACAAGGUGGGGAUCUAGUCAAUUGGGUGAGAAGGUCAAUGCAGAACGUGUCACCAAUCUCUUGCAUUUUUGACCAUCGUCUAGAUUUGAGUUCAAAAAGAAUGGUGGAAGAGAUGGCUUUGAUUUUGAAAAUUGCUUUAUUUUGCACCAGCGAGUCUCCAUUUGAUAGGCCAACAAUGAGAGAAGUCAUAGCCAUGAUGAUCGACGCUAGGGAAUCUUCGUGUAGUUCCCCAUCAUCUCCAAUGUCAGAGACACCUUUAGAUGGCAAUGUUUCUUAUGAAGAAAGGAGUAUGCCGGUGUUUCGAUAACCAGUCUGGAGAGCAAAGGAGAAGGGUAUGAAGUCACUUAUCGAGAUAUCUUCAUAAGAUACGCCCAUGUCAAUUCGGUGAAAUUUGACGCGAUCCUCAAGUCUCAUAAUGACAAUGGUUAUGCGCGUGGAAAUAUUCGCUGCCUUGGUCUGUAGAGCUAAUAAAUCUUGUGAAGGUACCUUGCAGGAGUAAAAGGUUGAUGCUAUCUUCAUCUGGAAGAAGCAGAGGUUGAAAAGUUGCACAUGCAUAAUCCUGUACAGGCUCUUGAGCAGGUGCACAUAGAUGACUUCAUUUGCUGAGGCUGUUGUUUAGGGUGCGGGGGGAAAUUUUAACAGUAUCAUGUGCAAUAUGCAAUAUGGAUGACCAUGAUUUACUGAAACAUUUACAGCUCAUUUCAUAAUUUUGAUUAUUAUUACUAUUGUGGUUGAUGUUA